CUGAAUUUGAUAUAAGAGAAAAGAAACUCAAAACCCGAAUUCGAGAAAUAUCAAAAUCUGCAGGUAAUACUCUUAAAGCAUACAACCGAACGGUAAAGUUAAUAGAUGAGAAUGAACGUCUCAAACGUGAAAUCGAUACUUUAAAAUAUAAUCUUAGAGAUCGAGACAAAAAAUUAGCUCAGAAAAAAACUCGUAUUACAGAUUUACAUUGUCAAAACUUUGCAUUAGCAUUAUUAAGAUAUCGAGAUAGAGCAGAACUUAUAAAUACUCAAGAAACUUUGCAAAAUGCUCAGAUAUGGGAUACGUCAAAUGAAUAUGAAUCAGAUGAAAAUUCUCAGGAUAGUUAUACAUCUGAUCCAGAUAUGACAACAAUAAUUGAGUUAGCCGAUACUAUUGAUGGUUAUUUGGAUAUUACAGGAACGAAUAGAACAAUUUUAUCCAACCAAAUAAAAAGAGUAACACGACAGAUACGUCGCAAAUACAACAAUCUUCAAACCGAUCUUAUAAAUGAGCAACAACGAAGAUAUAAUGCAGAAGCAGAACGUGAUAUACGUCAAACAGAGUUAACACAAACUCAAGAAAAUCUAAACUUAAUAACUACUGCAUAUAAUAAUGAAAGAGUUGCACCAACAAAGCAGGCAUGCUCUAAUACUAAGGGCACCAGCCAUUAUUUUAGAAGCUUUCAAAAGUACCAGGCAAAAAUCCUGAAAAGCCAUCGUAAUCGGAUCACCACACCUGCCUAUUGGGGUAUUUUGGACUUGACCAAGGAAAGCCUAUAUGGCUGCGAGGAGUUCACGGAGAAGGAAAUCUGCGAGUUGUCACAGGAUUUUGCCAACAGCAUUGCUUGGAAUCCUAAGCUGGCACCAUAUAAUCUUCAAGAGUACUUUAAUGGAAACUGUGAAAUCACCCACAAUGACAAUAUAAAUAAUGAUCAAUUGAAGAAGCUUCAUCACAACAUACAAUUCAUAAAAGAGAAUAUGUACUCAUUCUGUGGUGCCAUGACAGAGGAAGAAUUAAAGAUGAUAUCGACUUUCCCUCUAUUCCGUUCUAUAAUUUCAUCUGAUACGAUUAAGGAUUCGUGGGGUGAGAUCCAAUCAAUUGCAACAAGUGACACUAGAAAUUCCAAUGCAGAUUCUUUCCAGCAAGCACAGCUUGGUAGAAAAGUUGAUAUGAAAGUAACCCUAUUAAAGACACCUAUCAAAUUUGAGGCCUUGUUUGGCAAAGUAGCAGGUGGCUUAGGUCCCUUUGGAAUUCCUUUGGCAUGUCGAAAGAAGAGAUAUCUUGACAAAGUCAAGCUGGCAAUUAUCAUGCGAGACUCUUUGAAUCAUAUACUUAAAGACUGCCUACACAUAUCUGAUGAUAGAAGAAAAGCUUUGGUUGUCUAUGGAUGGUUACAAAUAGGGCUGGAAGUAAAUUUUUAUGCAAUGGACUGGCAAGGAAGCGGACUCUACAGAUUUGGCCUGCUUGAUAGAUACAUUCUACCAUCAGAAGAGGAAAAUUGUGGCCUGUUUGAAGAAGCAUACUGUGUGCUUAAUGAAGUCAAGGAGAAGUUGCUCCAGACAGAGGUUUUAGUAAAAGAAUUAUAUUUUGAGAACAUGCUCAGCAAAUGUCACCAGAUUGGCACUAAAAAUGACCCAGCUUUAAAUGCUGUAGGUGCCAAGCUGCCCAAAGAAGAAUUUGCUGAACUGAGGGAAGACUUUCAAACUCUUACCAAACCUGAACAGGACAUUUUCUUAAUGGCUCAACUCAGAGCCAUGUAUGGAGGCACAACCAGUACUAGCUGA
Messenger RNA from Paraglomus occultum, 1784 nucleotides. Lineage: Eukaryota; Fungi; Glomeromycota; Glomeromycetes; Paraglomerales; Paraglomeraceae. The record is from the annotation of a GenBank genome assembly.